Molecule: messenger RNA, 6888 nt
Organism: Naegleria gruberi
Lineage: Eukaryota; Heterolobosea; Eutetramitea; Acrasida; Naegleriidae
Product: dead box RNA helicase
Exons: 1
Coding region: 1-6888 (2295 amino acids)
Molecular function (GO): ATP binding; nucleic acid binding; ATP hydrolysis activity
Source: RefSeq, a predicted model, not a curated record
AUGUUCUCUAACAAAGAUAAUGAUCCCUUGGCUGUGAUCGAUAGACUUUUACCUCGUUCAUCAGGUUCUAGAAGUUUGUCCUAUCUAAAUAGUCAAGAGGAAUUUAAUUCUAAUUUUGAUGUUUUAAUUUCACCACCUCGUUUAUCCAACACUAUUCGUGAGAAAACCAUCGGAAGCAAUACUCUCCAAUUAUUUGAUGAGACUACCUCGUAUUAUGAACUCUUCCCAAUUAUUGAAAAUAAGAGAAAGAAGAAUACAUCUGAUGAUUUAUUAAAAUUUGGUAUUACUUGGGAAAGUUUUGUUAAACCAAAGAUUAGCUUUAAGAAUGCUAAUCAACACAACAAGGAUUUUGAUCGUAGAAUUGAAGAACAAAACGGAAAGAAUUUGUUAGAAAAGUUUUUAACCAUGUUGCAAGAACAAUUGAGAUUGGAUCAAAUUUCAUCCAACAAGUAUGGUGUUGCUAGUGGACUUUCUAAACAACAAGUUGCUUGUUUGAUUGCUAAACAACUUUAUAUUGCUAAGAGAAAGUUUAAAAACACUUUAUCUGUUAAGAGUGUUUUCAAAGAUUUACAAAAUAUGGGUAUUGGCUUGUCACUUGAUCCAAAGACACAAAAGUUGGAACAAAUUGUCAAGGAAGUUCACAUUUUGAAAGUUUUGGAACAUUUGGAAAAGUUAAUGGAUUGGAUUGACAGAUAUGCCAAACCAAACUUGGCAGAAGAAGAAGCCAAAAGAUAUGGUAAAGUUGAAAGACUUAUUAUCGGAACUGGUGAAUCAAAGAAUACUAAUACAUACUUUUCCACUGGUACAGAAAAAGAUAAUGAUGAAUAUGAUGAUGAAGCUCUAGUAAUUGAUGAAAAUAUUGAAUUUGGUUCUGCUGAUGAUAUUACUAAUGCAGACCAUUUGCAUAAUCAAUUUAGAAAUAUUAGUAUCUUCUCUAGAUCCCAAUUGGAAAAUGUUUUAGACCAAACUAAUCUAUUCUCCUUCACUGCACCAACAGAAAAUGUUGAAGAAGAGGAGGAAGAAGAAGAAGAAUCUGUUCUUUCUUCCAUGUAUACUGUUGAUUGGUUGGAAAAGGAAGCCAGAAAGAUUUGCAAGACACCAGGUAUUGAAAAUAUUGUUUUGGAUAUUUUACAAAAGAAGGGACAAGAUGCUGUUCAAUUACAAUCUCGCUUAUUCGAUGCUCUUGGAGAAAAUGCUUUCGAAUUAAUGUCAAUUAUCAUGGAACAUAAGUCAGAAAUUUUGGCUGAUUUGUAUAGAAUGCAAAUGGCAGAUAAUGCUGUUGAAGGUAUUAACUCAUUCUCUCAUGUAAAGAUGACAACAUCCAAGUUCAAGGAUGCUCAAAAGAAGCUCAAGAAGGAAGGUAGAAAAAUUGGUAGAAAGAAUCAAACCAAGUUUAACCUUUCAGGAGGAAACUCUGAAAAUGAGUUGAAUGAACUCAAAUCACUCUAUCAAACCUUCAAGAAGGAAAAGGAUAGAAAUGUUCUCAAGGCUGGUGAAGGAGAAUCUAGAGUACUUGUUCUCGGAAGAGAUGUUAUUCCAGAGUCCAAUAAUGAGGCUGAUAAAGAAACUCAAGAAAGAGUUAUCAGACAACCAACUUAUGAAGAACACGUCUUCCCUGCUCCAAAGAAACGUGAAGAUAACACACCACUUGUUCCAAUUUCUAUAUUUGAAGAUUGGGCUCAACUUGCAUUCAAAGGUUAUACUCACCUCAAUCGUGUACAAUCUGAUGUUUUCUAUUCUGCUUAUAAAACUAGUGAAAACAUGUUGGUUUGUGCUCCAACAGGUUGCGGUAAGACAAAUAUUGCAAUGAUGACAGUUUUGAGAGAAAUUGGCCAACACUUUAAGGGAGGAAAGAUUAGACGUGAAGAAUUCAAGAUUAUCUAUAUUGCUCCAAUGAAAGCUUUGGCAGCUGAAAUGGUUGAAAACUUCUCCAAGAGACUUGCACCACUUGGCAUUACAGUAAAAGAAAUGACUGGUGAUAUGCAAUUGACAAAGAGAGAAGUACAACAAACUCAAAUGAUUGUUACUACUCCUGAAAAGUGGGACGUAACAACCAGAAAAGCCUCUGAUCAAGCUUUAAUUCAAUUGACUAGAUUGAUCAUUAUUGACGAAGUUCACUUGUUGAAUGAAGACAGAGGUCCAGUUAUUGAAUCUAUUGUUGCUAGAACUUUAAGACAAGUUGAAACAACACAAAGUAUGAUUCGUUUGGUUGGUUUAUCUGCUACUUUACCAAAUUAUAUGGAUGUUGCUAACUUCCUCAGAGUUGAUCCUCAUUCCGGAUUGCACUUCUUUGAUGGAUCCUAUAGACCUGUUCCACUUGAACAAAGUUUUAUUGGUGUCAGUAUUAGAAAUCCAAUUGCUAGAAAUAAGGAAUACAAUCAAAUUGCCUUCAAUAGAACCUUGAAGAAUUUGAAGAGAGAAAAACAAGUCAUGGUUUUCGUUCACUCCAGAAAGGAAACUUCCACUACUGCCAAAGCUUUAAUUGAUUUGGCAGUUGAAGAAAAUGCUCUUGAUAUGCUCACUGCUGGAGUUAAAAUGAGUGAACAUACCAGAAAGUGGGUAACUAAAUCAUUAGAAAAGUGUCACAAUAGAGAAUUGAAAGAAUUGGUACCAAAAGGUCUCGGUAUUCACCAUGCUGGUUUAGUUAGAUCAGACAGAAAUCUUGUUGAAAAGCUCUUUUCUGAAGGUAUUAUUAGAGUUUUAUGUUGUACCUCUACACUCGCUUGGGGUGUCAACUUGCCAUCAUAUUGUUGUAUUAUUAAGGGUACCGAAGUUUAUAAUGCUGAAAAGAGUACCAUGACUGAACUUGGAAUGUUGGAUAUUAUGCAAAUUUUCGGUCGUGCUGGUAGACCUCAAUUUGACGUUGAAGGUGAAGGUGUUAUUAUUACUAGUUAUGAAGUUUUACCUCGUUACCUCAACUUGUUAAAGAGAAAUUUACCAAUCGAAUCACAAAUGACACAAGAUUUGGCUAACCACUUGUGUGCUGAAAUUGUUUUGGGUACAGUGUCCAAUGUCAGAGAAGGUUGUUUAUGGUUGAAUUAUACUUACCUCUUCUUGAGAAUGAGACAAAACCCAAUGAAUUAUGGUAUUUUACCUGAGGAAGUCAAGCUCGAUCCUUCAUUGAUUGGUAUGAGAAAGAGUCUUAUUGAAAAGGCCUGUAAGAUGUUACAAGAAAGCAAGAUGAUUAUCUACGACGAAAGAACUGGUGUUGUUUCUGCAACUGAUUUGGGUCGUAUCGCCUCUCACUUCUAUAUUCACUACGAAACAAUUCAAUUGUACAAUGAAAAGCUCCAUCCAAAGAUGUCCGAAUCUGAUGUUCUCCACAUAGUUGCUAGUGCCAGAGAGUUCAAGAAUAUCAAGGUUAGAGAAGAUGAAUCUGAAGAACUUGCUGAAUUAUCAGCCAAUGCACCAGUUAAAGUUACAAAGGGACAAGAUGAAUUCACUGGAAAGGUAAAUUUGUUGAUUCAAAGUUACAUUUCCCAUGUUAAGAUUAAGAAUUCAUCUCUCAUUUCCGAUUGUGCCUUUAUUAUUCAGAGUGUUGGUAGAAUUAUUAGAGCAAUCUUUGAAAUUGCUAUCAAGGAACGUUGGUCAUCUUUAGUUGACAAACUUUUAACCUUGACAAAAUGUAUGGAAAGAAGACAAUGGGUAUUUGAACAUCCACUCAGACAAAUGUCAAAGAUUCCAACCUUUGCCUUGCAAAAACUUGAAAACAAGAAUUUGACCCUCUCCAAAUUAGUUGAAUAUGAAGAAUCCGAGUUGGAUCAAGUAUUGAAUGUUAGAGGAAUGGGUAGAAUUAUUAUGGAACAUAUUGAUAGAUUCCCUCACUUGGAUUUGGAAGCUAACGUUCAACCAAUUACAAGAAAUGUUCUUCGUUUCCAAGUUAAAAUCAGACCAAACUUUACUUGGGACAAGAAAUUGCACGGAGAAACAGAGCCUUGGUGGAUUUGGGUUGAAGAUGAAAACUCUGAAUUCAUCUAUCACUCUGAGUACUUCUUGUUAAAGCAUGAUGAAUAUGAAAAGAUGAUGAAAGAAUCAAGAGAUGACGAAGAAGGACCAUGCUAUUCUCUCAACUUUGUUGUUCCUUUCAGAGAAGAUCCAAGACCUCUCUAUUUUAUUAUUAGAGCAGUUUCUGACAAGUGGAUUAGUGCAGAAGCACAAAUUACCGUCAAUAUUAAGGAUAUUAUUUUACCAGAAGGUUUUGCUCCAAGCACUCCAAUUCUCCCAUUGGAUCCUCUUCCAAUCACCUGCUUGAACAAUCCUGAAUAUGAAAAGUUAUAUGCUGAUAAGGGUAUCAAAUAUUUCAACCCUGUACAAACACAAAUUUUCCACAUGACAUACCAUACUGAUGAAAAUAUUCUUAUUGGUGCACCAACAGGUUCUGGUAAGACACUUGCUGCUGAAUUGUGUAUCUUUAGAUUGUUCAAUACUAAACCAAAUCAAAAGGUUAUUUAUAUUGCUCCUCUUAAGGCCCUUGUUAGAGAAAGACUUGUUGAAUGGGAAAAGAAGUUUGUUCAAAAGUUAGGCAAGAAAAUGGUCGAAUUAACUGGUGAUUUCACUCCUGAUGUUAAAUUAUUGAAGGAAGCUGAUAUUGUUAUUACAACUCCUGAAAAGUGGGACGGUAUUUCUCGUAACUGGCAAAAUCGUUCCUAUGUCAGAGAUGUUGGUUUGAUUGUCAUGGACGAAAUUCACUUGCUUGGCAGUGGAAGAGGUGCUAUUUUAGAAGUCAUUACAUCUCGUAUGAGAUAUAUUUCUUGGAACACUCAAACUCACAUUCGUUUGAUGGGUCUCAGUACGAACAUGGCUAAUGCUACUGACUUGGCCGAUUGGUUGGGUGUUGGACAAAGAGGUUUGUUCAACUUUAAGAGUUCUGUAAGACCUGUUCCUUUACAAAUUAGUAUUUCUGGAUUCAGUGGUAAGAACUAUUGUCCAAGAAUGAAUUCUAUGAAUAAGCCAGCUUAUCAAGCAAUUUUGAGACACUCCAACAACAAACCUUGUUUGAUUUUCGUUUCUUCCAGAAGACAAACCAGAUUGACAGCAAUGGAUUUGAUUGGUUAUUGUUCUGCUGAUGAAAAUCCUCACAGAUUCUUGAGAAUGGACCAAAAUGAAGUUAUUAGUGCUUUGGAACUUGCUCGUGACACUCACCUCAAACAAUUCUUACAAUAUGGUAUUGGUAUUCACCAUGCUGGUCUUACUCCAUCAGACAAAAAACUCGUUGAAGAACUUUUCCACUCUGGUAAGAUUCAAGUCCUUGUUGCUACUAGUACUUUGGCUUGGGGUGUCAACUUGCCAGCAUACUUUGUCAUUAUCAAAGGUACUGAAUUUUUUGAACCAUCCACAAAGAGAUAUGAAGAUUAUCCACUUGUUGAUGUAUUACAGAUGGCUGGUCGUUCUGGUCGUCCAGGUUUCGAUACUGAAGGUAGAGUUUUCAUCAUGGUUCACGAUAUUAAGAAGAAUUUCUACAAGAGAUUCCUCUAUGAACCAUUCCCAAUUGAAUCAAGUUUGCAUACUCAAUUGCAUGACCACAUCAAUGCGGAAAUUGUUUCAGGAACUAUCAAGACCAAACAAGAUUGUUUGGACUAUUUAACUUGGACUUUCAUGUUCCGUCGUCUUGUCCAAAAUCCAUGCUAUUAUGGUAUUGAAGAUUUGUCCUAUGAAGGAUUGAACAAGUGGUUAUCUACUAAGAUUACCAGUAUUAUUGAUGACUUGGAAUAUGCUGGACUUGUUAAAGCUAUUGAUUUGAAUCUUGAUAAGAAGAAACGUUGGGAAGUUAUGGCUUCUCAAACACAAUCAUCAACCUUUGGUACUAUGACAGCUGAGAAGGAAAAGGCUGAAAAGGAAAUCCAAAAGGCCAAGGGAAUUUAUUUGGAACCAACAGCAACUGGUAUUAUUGCCAGUUUCUAUUAUUUGUCAUAUAGAACUGCUUCUCAUUUCAACAGACUCAUCAAGGCUGAUUCUAACGUUAACUACUUGUUAGAACUUCUCUGUGAAGCUAAGGAAUUUGCUGAAAUCCCUGUCAGACAUAAUGAAGACAAGUUGAAUAAGGAAUUGAGUGAAGUUGUUCCUCUUGGAGUUUACAUGCACGACUAUGAAUCUCCACACAUUAAGUGUUAUUUACUUUUACAAGCUCACUUUGAAAGAGUCAAGCUUCCAAUUGUCGACUACAUUACUGAUACUAGAACAAUUUUAGAUUCUACCAUCCGUAUUUCUCAAUCCUAUAUUGAUAUCUGUGCCGAAAAGGGAUACUUGCAACCAACAAUUAACAUGAUGCACAUUUUGCAAAUGAUCAUGCAAGCCAGAUGGGCAACAGAUUCAACCCUCUAUCAAUUGUUCAGUAAUUUGCAAUGUCCACGUGAAAAUACUGAAAGUUCUUCAGAAGAUAUUCACAACUUUAUUCAAAACUUAGCUCAAAAGGAAAAUGUCACUGGUCUCAAGCAAUUGUUGGAUGUUAAAUAUCAACAAGGCGAGUCUGCUUUGCAAAAAUUGAUUUCCAAAUAUUUGAGAAAGAACAACUUAGUAUCCAAUCUCAUGAAGAUUGUUGAAGAAUUCCCAUAUUUAACUGUAAAGAUUGACAAGGUUACUCACGAUGAAGAAGAUCACCAACUUGAAGUUUCUGUCAACAUUGAAAGAUUAAGCAAACCAAAAGAACAAGCUUACACACCAAUGUAUACCAAACAAAAGGAUGAAGGAUUCUGGUUGAUUGUUUCUAACCCUCAAAACAAUGAAUUAUUAGCUCUCAAGAGAGUAAGAGCAAACAGAAAAUUCAAUCGUACUGAAGUUUAUCUUCCAGUCUCUGAAAAUGAUAAGGAAUUGGAAGCUAUUGUUGUUCCUGAUUGCUAUCUUGGUUUAGAUGUUUCUUCUAAAUUCUUGUGUAAGAUUCAAACUAAAUAA